Leucoraja erinaceus (little skate) is the source of this 3424-nucleotide messenger RNA. RefSeq names its product gephyrin. Gene Ontology annotation, biological process: establishment of synaptic specificity at neuromuscular junction; postsynaptic neurotransmitter receptor diffusion trapping; glycine receptor clustering. Gene Ontology annotation, molecular function: molybdopterin molybdotransferase activity. Lineage: Eukaryota; Metazoa; Chordata; Chondrichthyes; Rajiformes; Rajidae. Gene Ontology annotation, cellular component: postsynaptic specialization; dendrite; postsynaptic membrane. The transcript is spliced from 25 exons. Bases 107 to 2602 code for a protein of 831 amino acids. The record is from RefSeq and is a predicted model, not a curated record.
GCUCCGCCUGCUGAGGUUCGCUCGAUGUGCUCUGCGCUCGGCUGCCGCCGCCUGGCCCGUGUGCUCGGCCGUUGCCCGCAGUCUCGCGGAGCCCGCGCUGGCGAACAUGGCGACGGAGGGGCUGCUGCUCACCAACCACGACCACCAGGUCCGGGUCGGGGUGUUGACAGUAAGUGAUAGCUGCUUCAGAAACCUUGCGGAAGAUAGAAGUGGAAUAAACCUUAAAGACCUGGUCCAAGAUCCUUCAUUGUUGGGAGGAACAGUAUCUGCAUACAAGAUAGUACCUGAUGAGGUUGAUGAAAUCAAGGAAACUCUCAUUGAAUGGUGCGAUGAUAAGGAAUUGAAUCUUAUUUUAACCACUGGGGGAACUGGAUUUGCCCCGAGAGAUGUAACUCCAGAGGCCACUAAAGAGGUUAUAGAAAGAGAGGCUCCUGGAAUGGCACUGGCUAUGCUAAUGGGUUCUUUGAAUGUCACUCCUCUGGGGAUGUUGUCCAGACCCGUAUGUGGAAUAAGGGGUAAAACUCUGAUUAUUAAUCUGCCCGGUAGCAAGAAAGGUUCACAGGAAUGCUUCCAGUUUAUAUUACCUGCCCUACCUCAUGCUAUCGACUUGUUGCGAGAUGCAGUUGUGAAAGUGAAAGAGGUUCAUGAUGAGUUGGAGGACCUUCCAUCACCUCCGCCACCACUGUCUCCUCCUCCUACCACCAGCCCACACAAACAGACAGAAGACAAAGGUGUUCAGUGUGAAGAUGAGGAGGAAGAGAAGAAAGACAGUGGAGUGGCUUCCACUGAAGAGAGUUCGUCCUCACAUAUCACUGCAGCAGCCAUAGCAGCUAAGUUGCCUGUGUUUUCCUGUCAUAGUGCUGAUAGUUGUGUUGUACAUCAGAACUUCCAACUUGUACACAGUCCCGCUCCUGUCAUGGCUAAAGGUGGUAAACCUGUCCCUGGUUUCAUUGGUCAUCACUCUCAUUCUGCCAUCAAUGCAGGAGAGCCGCAUUUGUUAUACUUUCAGAUCCCAGAUUCGAUAAUUUCUCGUGGUGUUCAAGUGCUUCCACGAGAUAAUGCAUCGCUGAGCACAACUCCGUCUGAAUCGCCACGAGCUCAAGCUACAUCGCGGCUGUCUACAGCUUCCUGCCCUACACCAAAAGUCCAGUCUCGUUGCAGCAGCAAGGAAAACAUCCUGAGAGCCAGCCACAGUGCAGUUGACAUCAGCAAGGUUGCACGACGACACCGCAUGUCUCCAUUUCCUUUAACGUCGAUGGACAAGGCAUUCAUCACAGUAUUGGAGAUGACCCCAGUUCUCAGCACUGAAAUUAUCAACUAUCGAGGAAGCUAUGGACUUGGAACCCAAGAUCCCACAUACAUCAAUGUGUUAAAUGUGAUUUUCCCAAAGACUAAUGAUGGUAUGGGUCGAGUUCUAGCACAGGAUGUAUUUGCAAAAGACAACCUGCCACCAUUUCCAGCGUCAGUGAAGGAUGGCUAUGCCGUAAGAGCUGCUGAUGGCCCCGGUGAUAGAUUCAUUAUUGGUGAAUCACAGGCAGGUGACCAGCCCACUCAGACAGUGAUGCCUGGACAGGUCAUGCGUGUAACAACAGGGGCUCCAAUACCCUGUGGAGCAGAUGCAGUUGUACAGGUUGAAGACACUGAGCUCAUCAGGGAAACAGAUGAUGGCACAGAGGAGCUAGAAGUGCGAAUUCUAACGCAGGCUCGUCCAGGUCAGGACAUCAGACCAAUAGGCCAUGACAUCAAGAGAGGAGAAUGUGUUCUGGCAAAAGGUACUCACAUGGGGCCUUCUGAAAUUGGCCUUCUAGCAACUGUCGGGGUUACUGAAGUUGAAGUCCACAAGUUUCCUGUGGUUGCAGUGAUGUCCACAGGAAAUGAGCUGCUGAACCCCGAGGACGAACUAACACCUGGGAAAAUUCGGGACAGCAAUCGAUCAACCCUUCUGGCAACAAUUCAGGAACAUGGAUACCCAACCAUCAACCUGGGAAUAGUGGGAGAUAACCCUGAUGAUCUGCUGAAUGCUCUCAACGAAGGCAUAAGUCGUGCUGAUAUCAUCAUUACGUCAGGAGGUGUAUCCAUGGGAGAAAAGGAUUACCUGAAGCAGGUGUUGGACAUUGACCUGCAUGCCCAGAUCCAUUUUGGCAGAGUCUUCAUGAAACCUGGCCUCCCAACAACCUUUGCAACUCUGGAUAUCGAUGGUAUCAGAAAAAUCAUCUUUGCACUGCCAGCGGGGGCGGUAGAGGCUGAUGGUGACAUAGGAUCUGAAGGCAAUCCAGUGUCAGCAGUUGUUACCUGCAAUCUAUUUGUAAUCCCUGCAUUGAGGAAAAUGCAAGGAAUCCUUGAUCCUCGACCCACCAUCAUCAAAGCCAGGUUGUCCUGUGAUGUAAAACUGGAUCCACGACCUGAAUAUCACCGCUGUAUUUUGACUUGGCACCACCAGGAACCAUUGCCCUGGGCACAGAGUACAGGGAAUCAGAUGAGUAGCCGUCUGAUGAGUAUGCGAAGUGCAAAUGGACUGUUGAUGCUACCUCCAAAGACAGAGCAGUACGUGGAGCUCCAUAAGGGUGAAGUGGUAGAUGUUAUGGUGAUUGGAAGACUAUGAUGUCACCACAAGAGGAGGGUUGGUGCAUGUCUACAUAUCAUUGACUCUAUCCUGUAAUGGAACGGCACCGUUAGUUUUAAAUGACUUGGAUAAAAUUGACCAAUGUUGUUGAGAUCUUGAAGUAAUUUCAAAAAGAAAUCAGAUAAAGUAAAUGAAACGGGAGAGAGAGAAAAGAAAUCCAUUGAAUCCAUUCUGUAUCAUAUCCAGGGCAAAGUUUCUCUUUCAUUACAGUUGCUUUGUGUGUUUAAUGCCAGGUCUAAUAGCAGUAGCUUUUGAUAGACAGCAGUAGGUGCCUGCUAAACUUGUGUUUUCUCAUCCUCAGAUACAGAUACUUAUGCUACUAGCAAGGCUGUCUGCUUACUUUAUACCAGCUUAGAUAAACACAGCUAUUAUCCUUAUUAGUACGCAACAUAAUUGCUUCACAAAGAGCUUUGCUUGUUCUUUAUCUUGUAUCUUGUGUUCAUGUGCUCAGUGCCAAAAGCAGAGUGGCUGGACUGGACUGGAUCGGUAUAUUACCCUUUCAGUGCCAUCGUCUGGGACAUUUCUCAGAAGCCACCUGUCUCAGCUGACCACCUAGUUGGACAGGAAUUGGAAAUCUUUCGUUUGAACAAAGAAAUUGCUUCCUUAAGUGCUGACAGCCUUUUUACCAAUUUAAAAAAAAAGUGUACAGUAAUACAAAGAUUGAUAUUGUACAGAUAAUAGUGUACCAGCAAAUCAUGUGGUAAUUCCUAGCAAUGAAAGACAUUUAACAACACUGUACCAUAACAUUUUCUGUAAUGAUAUUAAAUAUUAAUAAAAAUCUUUGAUCAUUGUUAAAAUUUA